AUGGAAUCUGGCUUCACCUCCAAGGACACUUAUCUGAGCCAUUUUAACCCUCAGGCUUAUCUAGAAAAAUAUUAUAACUUUGGGUCCAGACACUCUGCAGAAAAACAGAUUCUUAGGCAUCUUCUGAAAAAUCUUUUCAAGAUAUUUUGCCUAGAUGGUGUGAAGGGAGACCUCCUGAUCGACAUUGGCUCUGGCCCCACCAUCUAUCAGCUCCUCUCUGCUUGUGAAUCCUUCAAGGAGAUCAUUGCCACUGACUAUACUGAUCAGAACCUGCAGGAGCUGGAGAAGUGGCUGAAGAAGGAGCCAGGGGCCUUUGACUGGUCCCCAGUGGUGACCUAUGUGUGUGAGCUUGAAGGGAACAGAGUCAAGGGGCCAGAGAAGGAGGAGAAGUUGAGGCGGGCGAUCAAGCAGGUCCUGAAGUGUGACGUGACUCAGAGCUGGCCGCUGGGGGCUGUCCCACUGCCCCCGGCCGAUUGCCUGCUCAGCACGCUGUGCCUGGACGCCGCCUGCCCGGACCUCCCUGCCUAUCGCACGGCCCUCAGGAACCUCGGCAGCCUGCUGAAGCCGGGGGGCUUCCUGGUGCUCGUGGAUGCUCUGAAGAGCAGCUACUACAUGAUCGGCGAGCAGAGGUUCUCCAGCCUCUGCCUGGGCCGGGAGGCAGUGGAGGCUGCCGUGAGGGAGGCCGGCUACACCAUUGAACAGUUUGAAGUGAUUUCCCAAAGUUAUUCUUCCAACAUGGCCAACAAUGAAGGACUUUUCUGCCUGGUGGGGCGGAAACUGAGCACACCUGUAUGA
Mesoplodon densirostris (Blainville's beaked whale) is the source of this 795-nucleotide messenger RNA. It is a transcript of the gene NNMT, whose product is annotated as nicotinamide N-methyltransferase. Gene Ontology annotation, cellular component: cytosol. The transcript is spliced from 3 exons. Bases 1 to 795 code for a protein of 264 amino acids. Gene Ontology annotation, molecular function: nicotinamide N-methyltransferase activity. NCBI's taxonomy places the organism in Eukaryota, Metazoa, Chordata, Mammalia, Artiodactyla, Ziphiidae. The record is from RefSeq and is a predicted model, not a curated record.